Brachypodium distachyon (stiff brome) is the source of this 1944-nucleotide messenger RNA. RefSeq names its product UDP-glycosyltransferase 89B1. The record is from RefSeq and is a predicted model, not a curated record. The coding region runs from base 282 to 1706 and encodes 474 amino acids. Gene Ontology annotation, molecular function: UDP-glycosyltransferase activity. The transcript has a single exon. Lineage: Eukaryota; Viridiplantae; Streptophyta; Magnoliopsida; Poales; Poaceae.
UUUCUUUGCACACCGAAAUUUGAUGUCAGGAGUCAGGACGAUCAAGACUUGACCGAGGCCAAUUCUGCCCGUCUUACAAAGGCCCGAGGAAGCGAAGACUUGACCGAAGGUCAACCGUUGCAGGUGCCUGCAAUGUCAGCAUUCCAUUCUCCACCGUCCACAGCACGCUGGCCAAAGGAUGCCCAUUGUCCAGUGUUCCUGCAGGCUGCAGCCACACCUCUCAGCUCAGAGACGACCAUUCCCCUCCAAGAUUCCCUCUCCUCUCCAGUCUCCACUGAGCCAUGUCCGCCGCCGCGCCCUACCGGCGGCCACACGUCCUGGUCGUCCCCUUCCCGUCCAAGGGCCACCUCCUUCCCCUCCUCGACUUCGCCCACCUCCUCUCCACCCGCCACCAAAUCCCCCUCACCGUCGCCGUCACGCCCUCAGACGUCCCCCUCCUCUCCGCCUUCCUCUCAUCCACCCCUCUGGCCACCGCCCACCCGCUCCCUCUCCCUCCCCUAGAACAACCCGCCCACCACGCGCUCCUCGCCGCCCCACUCUCCGCCCUCCGCGGCCCGCUCGUCUCCUGGGCCCGCUCGCAGCACCACCACCCGCCCACGGCCGUCCUCUCCGACUUCUUCCUCGGCUCGGCCCAGCUCGUCGCCGACGACCUCGGCCUCCCGCGGGUCGCGUUCUACAGCAGCGGGGCCUUCGCCACCGCCGCGCUCGACCACCUCUGGCACGGCGCGCUGCCGCUGGAUCCCGACAGCCCGGUCGUCGCUCUCGGCGCGCUCCCGGGAUCCCCUUCCUUCCCCUACGCGCACGUGCCGUCCGUGGUCAGGAGCUUCGUCCCCGGCGACCCGGACUGGGAGCUCGUGCGCCAAGGCUUCCUGCUCAACUCCAGAGCCUGGGGCGCAGUUGUGAACACGUUCGAUGCGAUCGAGGGCGAGUACUUGGAGCACCUGAAGCGGCGCUUCGGCCACGGCCGCGUGUGGGCGGUUGGCCCCGUCGCCGACACCGGCUGCCGUGGACCGGGGGAGAGGUCGGCGUCGACGGCGGCGGAAGCGGAAGCGGAAGAUCUAAGAGAGCUGUUCGCCUGGCUCGACGACUGCCCCGCGCGUUCCGUGAUCUACGUCUGCUUCGGGACCAUGUACAGCCCGUCCCCUGCGCAGGCGGCGGCGCUGGGCGCCGCGCUCGAGGCGAGCGGCGCGCGGUUCGUCUGGGCGGUGGGCGGCGCCGCUGCUCCCGCGCUGCUGCUUCCGGAGGGGAUGGAGGAGAGGCUGGCCCGGGACAACAAGGGGCGCGUGGUGCGCGGGUGGGCGCCGCAGGUGGAGAUCCUGCGGCACGUGGCGGUGGGGGCCUUCGUGACGCACUGCGGGUGGAACUCGACGCUGGAGGGCGUGGCGGCCGGGAAGACGCUGGUGUGCUGGCCGAUGAAGGCGGACCAGUUCAUCGACGCGCGGCUCGUCGUCGACGUGCACGGCGCCGGGGUGUGCGCCGCGGAGGGCGAGGCCGCCGUGCCCGACCCGGCCGCGCUCGCGCGGGUGUUCGCGGACGCCGUGGAUGGUGGUUGGGACGGGGACGGGGACGGGGCGGAGAUGGCCGGGGUGAGGGAUAAGGCGCGCGCUCUCGCUUUGGCUGCUGCGGAGGCGGUGGAGGAAGGCGGCAGCUCGUGGGUGGACUUGGAGACGAUGGUCAAGGAGCUAGAAGCCGUCGCGGCGGCGUAGGAGUGCCGUUGCUAGUCCGACCGAUCCAAUAUAUUUGGGCUUUAAACAGCCCAGUCACCGCCAGAGCAGAUCCUCCUCCGAAAGGAAAAAUCGGAUUUGGACCGAAUUUCGCAGACAAACGCGACGCAGCGGGCAGCGGCCCAAGUAUGGAAAAUGGGAUUUAGAAUAUAGUUUGAAUAAAGUUAUACAUGUUGUUCUCAAAUAUAGUCUGAAUAAAGUUAUAAGUUAUUCUCAAAUA